AUGCCCUGCCAGCCGUUCGUGAUGAAAUUAUUUAUGAAAAAUAAAUGGAAUAUUCCUCUUUUGCUGCUGCUGUGGCUGCUGCAGGGAGAGGUCUCAGCAUCAGCAUCAGCAUCCGCCUCCUCCGACCCCGACUCCGACCCCAACACAACCACGACUGCAACAUGCAGACACGCCACGGACAUGUGGGGGGAUCCGGACCCCAACAUAUUCUACGUGUGCUCCGAUGCUGGCCAACCGCUGCAGCUCCGAUGUCCGGCAGGCCGGGGAUUUUUCAGCGGUCUCGGCCAUGUCGGCUGCCUGCCCUUUGCCCAGUGGCCGGCCUGCCUGCCUGCCCCGGAGGAGCAGGUGGUUGCCGGGUCGUCGUCAGAUGGCUGUGACAGCGGCGAACACCUGCUGUCGCCCUGGGCCUCCGCAGAUCCCAAUCAGUUCUACCUCUGCCCGGGGCCAUCGGCCACACCUCUGCUACUCACGUGCCCCGCCGGCAAAGGAUUCCUGGCCACCGAGGAGGCGUUGGGCUGUGCGGAUUGGAUGCUGUGGCGUCGCCAGAUGGAAUGCGAGGCGUACUACUGA
Messenger RNA from Drosophila serrata, 570 nucleotides. RefSeq lists its product as uncharacterized. NCBI's taxonomy places the organism in Eukaryota, Metazoa, Arthropoda, Insecta, Diptera, Drosophilidae. The record is from RefSeq and is a predicted model, not a curated record.